GUUGUUUACUAAAUCGAGUUUUCGAUUUAUUUUCCAGCUGCUAAACCGCAUCUAAAAGUUGUCUACCAGUUCGAAUGCCUUCAAACAAUGCUUUUAAUUGCAUUUCGAAUUUUUGCGUUCCGCCAGUAUCUGCAUCCGUAUCUGUAUCGGUAUCAGCGACAAAAGUAUCUGCCAAAAUGUAUUUACCAUAGGCGGAAAACGGUAGCAUUUUGAUUUUGACAUUCUCCCGCUGCCAACUGCGCUGCCAACUGCGCUGCCGGCUGCCUGCUCUCACACACACACAGUCGCCGGCAGUCGAAAGUUUCGUUUUCAGGCCUCAGACUCAGUCUCAGUCUGAACGCUGAACGGAGCGCAUCGCAGGGCACCCACACGCGAAUUGAGUGCCGGCCACACCGAAGCGUGCUCCCCUGCGAAACGAGAAAGAUACAACUCGCGAUUUCGCCGGCUGAGAUUGCUACACUGCGAAAAAAAACGAGAGUUGUAGUGAGUUACAAGAACGGAAUACCCGAGAGUAUAUAUAGAAAAGGAAACCGGCGCUUAAAGAAAAGUGUCCAAAGGCUUUGUGAGAAGUGUCCUGCUGCUGGCAACUGUCGCCCGAAACUAUGCAGCAGUGAAAAAGGCCCACUUCCGCCAGGAAAAACGUGGAAAUAUUCAGUGGCAUUCAACCAAGGAGACUGAGACUCCCCAUUCGAAUCAAGAUGCGUGUGCUACAAUGGGUAAUGUUUGCAUUGGGCAUGAUUUGCAUGCUUCUGGAUCCAGUGCUUGGAUCUUUUGAGUUGGUUGGACAGUCCAUUAAAGAUGCUCUGGCCGAAUACACGCUGACCGACAUCAUGAACAACAACCAAUUUGCGGGCAUCGAGUUUGGUGAGGCGGAGGACGGCUUCCCCGCCUUCCGCUUCCUGCAGACGGCGGACGUGAAGUCACCGUAUCGGAUGCUCCUACCGGAGAAGCUCUACGAGUUCGCCAUCCUCAUCACUUUCCGGCAGAGCUCGCUGAAGGGCGGCUACCUGUUCAGCGUGGUGAAUCCGCUGGACACGGUCGUUCAGCUGGGCGUACACCUCUCGCCCGUCGUGAAGAACAGCUACAACGUAUCGCUGGUCUACACGCAGGCGGACCAGAACAUCGGCCGCAAGUUGGCCAGCUUCGGCGUGGCUCAUGUGCCGGACAAGUGGAACUCGAUUGCCCUCCAGGUGCUCAGCGAUAAAGUGUCCUUCUACUACGACUGCGAGCUGCGCAACACCACUCUGGUCACCAGGGAGCCCAUCGAAUUGGUCUUCGAUUCGGCAUCCACUCUGUAUAUUGGCCAGGCGGGCUCCAUUAUUGGCGGUAAAUUCGAGGGCUAUUUAGAAAAAAUCAAUGUCUAUGGUAAUCCCGAUGCCAUAAAUGUCACAUGCAUGCCGCCCCCAAAGGCAACGAUUGCUCCCACCACGGCGGAUGAGAGUUCUUUACCUAACGAAGGAUCUGGAGAGAGUGUUCUCUUCGAAGAUUCGACGGAAGCAAAUAUUUUAAGUGAUGAGUUUUGGGAUACAGGCGAUGAGGCGACAGACAUCUUCGACGCCAGUGGCAUGCAGCCCCCGGGACAGACGCAGUAUUCGCACGAGAGACCGUACCGAGGCAUCAAGGGCGAGAAGGGAGAGCGGGGGCCCAAGGGCGACAGCAUUCGCGGUCCGCCGGGACCGCCGGGUCCGCCCGGGCCCAAAGGCGAAACGGCCCCCUAUCCGCCCUUUGUGGAGACGACGAGUGCGGGGGCUAAAUACACUGGCGAGUGUACAUGUAAUGCGUCUGAUAUCCUAGAGGCCAUCAAGGACAAUGAGUCGUUGCGGGAGUCGUUGCGUGGAGCACCGGGUACGCCGGGCAAGGAUGGAAAGCCAGGGACCCCUGGACACACCGGAGCCACCGGAGUGCCAGGAGCCAGAGGCGCCCGGGGGUCCGAGGGUGCCCAGGGGCUGAAGGGCGAGCCAGGCGUCGACGGACUGCCCGGAGUCAUGGGUCCGCCGGGACCACCGGGUCCGCCUGGUUUGCCCGAGAACUACGAUGAAUCCCUAAUGGUCAACUCGAUGGGCGCAUUCCGGGGCACGACGCAGCCAGGAGCCAAAGGUGUGCCCGGCGAGAAAGGUGAUGCCGGCCAGAAAGGAGAGCGUGGCGAUCCGGGUCACAAAGGUGCACACGGGCCCAGCGGCGCAAAGGGUGAGCCCGGCGAACCGGGAACACCCGGACUGCCGGGAUUGCCGGGACAGGCCGGACAGCCCGGCGGACUUGAGGGACUCGCCAGCGCCAAUGGGACCAAGGGCGAGCGGGGCGAGAAGGGCGAGAAGGGCAUGCGGGGUCGCCGUGGAGGAACUGGCGCCACUGGACCAAUUGGACCGCCCGGAAAACCCGGACCCAUGGGCGAUAUUGGACACUCGGGCCGUCCUGGCAUGACAGGACCAAAGGGUGAAAUGGGUCCCAAAGGACCAAAAGGCGAUUCCGGCGGACGCGAGGGGACAAAGGGUGAUAAGGGAGACCGAGGUCAGGAUGGUCGCGAUGGCUUGCCAGGACCUCCAGGAUUACCCUCCACUGGUGGAGGUGAUGGCGACAGCGGCGGCGUGCAGUACAUCCCAAUGCCAGGACCUCCAGGACCUCCGGGACCUCCGGGUCUGCCGGGACUUUCCAUAUCAGGACCCAAAGGAGAACCCGGAAUGGAUUCGCGAAGCUCCUUCUUCGGCGAUGCAUCCUACUACGGGCGACCAGGAGCGCGCUCAUCCUUGGACGAACUCAAAGCACUGCGAGAACUGCAAGAUCUUCGCGAUCGGCCCGAUGGCACAGCCGAGCCACCACGCCAGCCAGGACAUUCCCACAAGCAUGAGGAGACCCUGGGGCUCGUCGAUGGCGAGGAGCCAUACUUCUCCGCAUCCUCAUCGAAUAUGAACAUGAAGAUUGUGCCGGGCGCAGUCACCUUCCAGAACAUCGAUGAAAUGACAAAAAAAUCGGCCCUGAAUCCACCGGGCACAUUGGCCUACAUCACCGAGGAGGAGGCGCUACUGGUUCGCGUGAACAAGGGAUGGCAGUACAUUGCGCUGGGAACUCUGGUGCCGAUUGCCACGCCCGCUCCGCCCACAACGGUGGCACCCUCGAUGCGAUUCGAUCUGCAGUCGAAGAACCUGCUCAACAGUCCACCACCCCUGCUCAAUACGCCAACGUUUACAACCGCGCCCGAAUACGAAACGUGGUAUCCGCGAAUGCUACGCGUGGCCGCACUGAAUGAGCCCUCCACCGGCGAUUUGCAGGGGAUUCGGGGGGCGGACUUCGCCUGCUAUCGGCAAGGACGACGGGCAGGACUCCUGGGCACCUUCAAGGCGUUCCUCUCAUCCAGGGUACAGAAUCUGGACAGCAUUGUGCGUACGGGUGACCGGGAUCUGCCCGUGGUGAACACUCGUGGCGAUGUGCUCUUCAACUCGUGGAAGGGCAUCUUCAAUGGCCAAGGUGGCUUCUUCUCGCAGGCGCCGAGAAUCUACAGCUUCAGCGGCAAGAAUGUGAUGACGGACUCUUCAUGGCCCAUGAAGAUGGUGUGGCACGGCUCGCUGCCCAAUGGCGAGCGCUCCAUGGACACCUACUGCGAUGCCUGGCACUCGGGUGACCAUCUGAAGUCCGGCUAUGCCAGCAAUCUCGAUGGCCACAAGCUGCUCGAACAGAAGCGCCAGUCCUGCGACAGCAAGCUGAUCAUCCUGUGCGUGGAGGCACUUUCGCAGGAUCGCAAGCGCAAGAAGCGGGAAAUCGGCGAUGGCAGCAGUCACGGCGAAAGUGAAGGCAGGGAGUUCAAGACGGCCGAUGAGUAUGCAGCGCAUUUAGAAAAUUUACUGCUGUAAGCGGAACCGGAAGGAAGAAGCAGAGCGGCGUCACACCAAACCAUUCUCAUGCAUAAAACAAAACAAAUCACAGCACUCACACACACACAUAUAUAAACACCCAUACACACCUACACACCUACGUGCAUACAUUGAAUGUAAACGUGAAUCAUGGCCAUGCAUAUAAUCAGCGAAUUCCAAACAAAAACCAAAAAGAGAAAUACUCAGACGGCAGAUGGAUGUUGCAUAUAAAUACAUACUUACAUAUAUUACCCGUACGCAUACACACUACUCGUAGGUAAUAUGUCUAAUAUAUUGCUACACGUCGUAUAUGACAAACGCAAAUAGAUAUAUAUAUAUCGUGGAUAUAUAUAUAUAUAUAUUGAGUUGUACUUUAUGUUUAGGACACGGCACGAGCAAGCAGCAAUUUUUUGUACAAGCAGAAAACGUAUUUGUAGUUUGUAAACUGUAAUUUGUAACUUACCGAUAGCCGUAACCGAACUAAUGUCUAAUUUUGUAAUUACAUAAGCUCACCCCCACAAUGAAAUAGAAAAAUAAAAUAAAAGAACAAAAAGAAAAAGAAAAGAAAAACAGCAGCGGAACACCCAGUCGCCUCCGCCUACGCAAUACUGGCCAAAUUAGUAUCCUACUUAGAACGUAUGGCAAUGCACUCGAGAAUCGAGAAUUCAAAGGCUCUCCAAACUCUUCACAGGACCCUGUAUAUGCGUGUAUAAAUGUGUAUUUUUGUCAAAAGACUUCUAGGUGUGUGUACAUUAUAAGUAAGCCCCGCGUGGUUACAAUACGAAACAACCGUUUUUAACUAUCGCAUGCAGCCCUUUCUGCCCACUCUAUAUACGGUAAUAUAUAUCUGAAGGUUAUAUAGGAUAUACAUAUGUUUUACGAACGAUUUCUACAGUACUCCUAUCGUAGGCCAGAGAUUUUCUACAGCGUAGCUCGCGAUUACCCACAAUACUCGUUACCGGCGAAUAUUCCACAUUCGGAUCGCAGUUUUUAUAUGCAUCAGAUGAGUAACGAUAAUGAAAUUAUAGCAUAAUCAACACACAUACAUAAGUACAUACACAUACAUACGUGGAUGGUAAAUUCGUAAUUUAUUGUCAUUCGAUAACGAAACACUUAACUAAAUUCUAAUUAUAGUUACCGAUAGUUAGUUACAUAAUAAUUUCUUUUUGCAUUUAACCAAUGCAUUUCCAACUACAACAUUUGUAAUGUAAUUAAACGUAAUUGUAACGACAGUUAAGGUAUUAAUUUAAAACAAUAAACCACAAAUGCAGAACACAAAGCGAUUGGCGCGGUAGCCAAACGCAUGGUGACAUUAUAUAGUACGAUUAAAGUAAUAUAAAUUUAGUGAAAUCAAAACUGAAGUGCAGAACCCUCUAGUCCUAAGCCUAAAAUAUGAUGCGAUGAAAAGAGCAGAGCGAGUGCAUAACAGAGAUACAUAAUAGCAUAAUAUAAUUGAAUAAUAUGAAACAAUAAAAAGUAAACUAUCAAAUGCA
Messenger RNA from Drosophila santomea, 5338 nucleotides. It is a transcript of the gene Mp, whose product is annotated as collagen alpha-1(XVIII) chain. The record is from RefSeq and is a predicted model, not a curated record. The transcript has 25 exons. Bases 699 to 3845 code for a protein of 1048 amino acids. NCBI's taxonomy places the organism in Eukaryota, Metazoa, Arthropoda, Insecta, Diptera, Drosophilidae.